UCCCUGCAUUUCACAGAAAUGACUCAAAGUUGAACAAACUGAAACUUUACAGUAAUCCUGAAGAUGUCCCACAGAGUGGUCACAUUGAUAUUGUUCGUCCUGACGGAUCACGAGAAACUGUGAACUGUCUUUUUCAUGCUGUCAUCCAAGCAACAACUGAUGACCCGAGCAAUGUUGUGCUACAAAAAGUUAAAGAGCUCCAUAGGAAUGUUGGUGAGGAGGUUCUUCUAAAACCAAGCAGGUAUAUAGAUGCUGUAAAGAUCCAGAACAUGUUUAACAUGACAAAUGGCUUAAAUAAAUUUAAUAUCCAUACUGGAGUGCGAGAAUGUGAUCUGGAGAAAUACAGCAAGUACACUAAAAACAAGACACCAAAAAAAAUUAUCGAUGAGUACAAACUCGGAAAAGUGGACAACCACAAGUGCCUUUUAGCCAUGGAGAAGCCUACAGCAGGAGUGGUGGCACAGCACAUUCCACCAAAAAGUACAUGGACUGCAGUCCUUCAACUCCUCAAAACAAACCCACAGAUUUCUGCCACUUUAGAGCAAAAGAACAACGAAGCUUUCUACUUAAUGAAGAAAAUGAAACAUGACCCAGAUGGAAAACAGCAGCUCUGCAUGAACACGCUGUACACAGAUCACCAGCAUGCUCUGAGCAGUGGAAACCGUGUAGAAUCCAGAGCCUGCAGACGGUUCCUGACAAACACCUUUUUAAGUGGAGAUACAGAGAAAGCUCUGAAGCUCUCCUUAAUGACGGCCCAUCCUCAAUGCUCGGACAACAUCUGGAACGAUCUUGGUAUUCGUCAUCAGUUCAGUACAUGUGAUCCCGGACUUGCUGUGAUGGACAGGAACGAGUACUACAAGAGAGCAUUUAAAGACAUAGUGAAAAAAUACAGCAAAUGGGAUCUCAUCGACCAAGACCAAGCCAUCCGACUACUACAGUGGGUGCACAAAGACCUAUUUCUGGACAAAACUACCGUGGACUAUAAAGAAAUAAUUCAUGCUAUAAAAGAUGCAAAAAAGAAAAGAAACACAAGCAGAGAUCAACUCUGAGCAGAGAGAAAUGUUUGCUUACCCAUAAUUCAUGUUUUUCCACAUUUGAUUGACAGAAUGCUAAGCAUACAUCCCUUUUACAUUAAAGGUGCGGUGCACAAUGUUUGAAAGCCAAUGUUGACAUUUGAAAUCACUAAAACAAACACGCCCCUAACCCAAAUGGGUGUCACCCCUGUUUUGAUAGCUCCGCCCCACACAUACAUACG
This is a messenger RNA of Tachysurus fulvidraco (yellow catfish), 1255 nucleotides long. RefSeq lists its product as uncharacterized. The coding region runs from base 270 to 1049 and encodes 259 amino acids. The transcript is spliced from 5 exons. Lineage: Eukaryota; Metazoa; Chordata; Actinopteri; Siluriformes; Bagridae. The record is from RefSeq and is a predicted model, not a curated record.